Rotaria sordida is the source of this 1014-nucleotide messenger RNA. Lineage: Eukaryota; Metazoa; Rotifera; Eurotatoria; Philodinida; Philodinidae. The record is from the annotation of a GenBank genome assembly.
AUGUGUCGUUGGUUUGCUUAUAUUGGUGAAGAGCCAUCUCUUCUUGAAGAUAUUCUUAUCAAUCCAAAACAUUCCAUCAUCAGACAAAUUGAUAAACAUUUUCUUCCAAAUCUUCAUAAGACCUACGAUCCUCGUCUUAAUCAACCCGAACAUAGUUCAGAUACCGCAUCUGAUGAAGCUCCGAUAGAUUUUUUAACCAGCAUUGACGGAUUUGGCGUAGGUUAUUAUACAGGUGUUUCUGUUGAUUUCAAUAGUGAUCAUGUCAGUAGACCAUGUAUCUUUAAGAGUACUCGACCACCAUUAAACGAUCGCAAUUUGAUCUCUUUAUGUGCUAAUACAUCAUCAAAAUGUAUAUUCUCACAUAUUCGUGCUGGUACUGGUCGAACUCCAACAGUUGAAACAAACAAUCAUCCAUUCGGUUUUGGUCGAUAUAUGUUUAUGCACAAUGGAGACGUAGCGAAUUUUCGAAAACUCAAAUUGGCUCUAUUAACAAAAUUAUCUGAAAAAGCCUGCGAAAAUAUAUUUGGAACAACAGAUACAGAACAUGCUGCUGCACUUUUCUUUACACAUUUAGGUAACGAUUGGGAUACAGAAUUACCUAUGGAAAAUUGGAAAAAAGCUAUGAUAGAGACUCUUCAAGAUAUACUUAGUUUGGUUAAAGAAAGUGCCAAAGACAUGAACGAAGCAGUUUCAUGUAGUUUUCUUAAUUUUGCUGUGACAGAUAGUUGUCGAUUACUUGCUACUAGAUUUUCAUCAGUGGAAGGUGUUGAUCCUCCUUCUUUAUAUUAUUCGACUACAGCUGGACCUACUCUUAAUCGAAAAUUUCCAGAUAGUCCUGAUGGAAAAUCAGUUCACAAGAUACUAGCACGAUUUAUUCGUCAACACGGAAAACAUGUUAUUGUAGCAAGUGAACCGAACACAUACAAGGUGGAGGAAUGGCAUCUUAUACCAGCGAAUUCGUUGGUUUUAGUCGAUAAAGACUUGAGUGUUACAAUUGAAAAAAUUGACCUAUGA